Messenger RNA from Bicyclus anynana (squinting bush brown), 1936 nucleotides. RefSeq lists its product as uncharacterized. NCBI's taxonomy places the organism in Eukaryota, Metazoa, Arthropoda, Insecta, Lepidoptera, Nymphalidae. The transcript has 5 exons. The record is from RefSeq and is a predicted model, not a curated record. Bases 208 to 1044 code for a protein of 278 amino acids.
ACUUUAAUCGCGUUCGCGAGACUGUAUGGUUAACACGUGUUAUAAUAAAUCAAUAAAAACAAGUUAAUUUUAAAACGUAAACUAAGAAGAACAUAAACUAAGACGUGAUUUUUCCACACACAUUUGGUUUGCAAACUUUUUAGGAAGUUUGUAACAUAUAUUUUGGUGUAUAUUUAUUAAAAUAGUGAAGUUUUAGUUAACUGCAAUAUGAUACCAUUGAUUUGUUUGGUGUUGACAUUAUUAAGCUCAGUGUAUGCUGACAUGGCGGGCGAAUGCUCCAUGGCGGGGUUUUACCUGGAGCUGGGCUGCACGCCGUUGCCUCAGACCGACAACUCGACCAUUUGCCCAGACGCUUUCGAUUGCCCAGACCUACGGAUAAACCCUGAUCCGAACACCUGCUAUUACAGGGGAGUGUCCUACAAACCGGGAUCAUCGUUCCCCCAGAACAUAGUCAAGAACCCGUGCACCAAGAACUGCCACUGCAGCAUCAUCAACGGCACCCCGCAGUUCUCGUGCGCGGUGGUGGACUGCGUGGAGGCGGAGGGGCAUGACGAGUGUAUACUCACAUAUGAGGCUGACUCGUGCUGCAGUACUGGGACCGUGUGUGGAAAAGACGCCAUAGCAAGUUUGAAAACGUGCGAAGUGGACGGCGUGGUGUACAAAGAAGGGCAGACGUUCAAGCCGGUCAACACGCAGAAGACGUGCGCGUGCACUGCGCAAUGGAAUGGCCGGUACGACGACCCGACCAGCUGCAGGGACCUCGACUGUGCCGUGGAAAUCCACUACCAGGAUAUGAUUUUCAACAAAUGCGCACCCGUGUUCUUUAGGGAUCAACGGGGCUGCCCCAUUUCGUUUGUUUGUCCAACGGACAAAACAAAAGUAAUCCGUGGGCUGAACACGCGCGGCGUCAGCUCGCAGUGCUACUACGGCAACAUGACCGUAGACGUGGGCGACGCCGUCACGGUGCAGGAGACAUGCACCAAGUGCGUCUGCGACGUGCCCCCAUAUGUCUCUUGCACUAUGAAGGGUUCCUGUGAUGAUUAGUCUUUAGUCCCUGCGGAAACCCUGUUAAAAUCAGACUUAUAUUCGACUUUAUAGCGCCUUCGUCCACGCGGAAAAGCCCUGAUAAAGAACAGAUUUAUUACGAAGUAAAUAAAUUUUGAUGAAUUUUGUGACGCAGAGAUAAUAACUAUUUUUAUCAUUUUACGAAAUCGUUUUUUUUAAAGGAUAUUUUUUUUUUCUAGAAAAUUAUUAUACCUAAUAUUUUUUGUUAAUUUAGCUAUUAAAUAAAUAGGUGUUUUAAGAUUUUUUUGAAUCUCAUUGAUUUUAUUUUGGUUUUUAGUCAUUAAUCACUAAAUAUGUAUAGGUGUAAUUACUUAUUGCAACCAUUUCCUUUAGAAUUCCCACAGAACCGUUUUCAUAAUUAUUAGCAUAAAUUAAUUGCUUUAAAAUAUUUUCUGUAUUUUAGUAAUUUGGAACUAAAAUAUUAAACCGAAAUUCGCUCACCGUUUGCAGUUUAUGAGCGUCACUAUUUUCGAUUUCGGCUUAAAAAACAUUUGGUAGAUAUGUUUUUAAUAAAAUUAAACAACCUCGAAUUAUGGAUAUUUUUAAUUAAUUCUCAAUGUAUUUACCUAUUUUUAUCUUAAAUGUUUACAUAUACUAACAUUGUUUUUAUCUCUUAGAAAAAUCUUAAUUAAUAUUAAAGUUUUGGCGAGGUUUGGUAAAAAAACUUAAAAAAACAACAAAUAGGAGCAAUUUACAAUUAUUUACAUACACAGCCUUAUAUAGGAUCUUUGUAAAUUCUAAAACUAUGUUGUGACGACUUAAUAAUAUGACUUAUUUAUACAAACUUAAGUACUUACACUAAGUACAGGGUUAGAUUUAACUAAUAUAUUUUAUGUAAAUAUAAAAAAUUAAUACAAUGAACACAGUUUUA